AUGGCUCCCAAAUUCAAGGACGGAGAUACUGUCGUAUCUAUCAAUGGCAGAUGGGUGUCAUGGGCGCAUACCCUCGCCGCCUAUACUGCCUUCCUCGGGGCAUUGAUUGUCGGCAUGCGGCUUCACUACCACAAGAUUGUCCAAAACGAAUACUACGGCUACCCACAAGAAUGGUUCCCCUCAGUGUCGGCAACAAUUGGUGAUCGCUACCCGGAACGAUCGGUCUUCCAGCUGUUUAUUGCUAUCACCUCAGGCCCGCGCUUUGCUCUCGUCUUCCUCUGGUACAUCCUUACAGCUCGUCCAAACUCUUCCCUCCCGAAAUUCAUCGCUGGGACUGGAUUGUUCCGGACAUUGACUUGCGGUGGCUGGACAUAUAUUACUUCGACGGAUGAUCAUGAUUGGCACGAUAUAUUCAUGAUUUCAUAUCUGGUUGCUACCCUGCCCUGGACUUUGGGGUGCCUUGCCUUAAGCCCCAAUAACCGUCAGGCCGUGAAGUAUCGGAAGAUUCUUGCAGGCGUCUUUUUCGGCACACUUGUUCCAUUGAUAUACUACUUUAUCCAGCAUAAAGUUCACAGGGUGCCUGGCGCUUACACGAAAUACGCCUUCUUUGAAUGGGCGCUUGUCUUAUUCGACGUGGGAUUCGACGCGGUUACGGUCCUUGAUUUUAGCACAUUCGAAAUUGUGGUAAGAGAUGUGAAGGGUAUCAGCAGAGGAAGAUCGAAGACCGCUGGAGACGCUGUCCUUGAAACAAAGGAUAAACCUGUUGGUCGUACUUUUGGUGAAGGAUUUUUCUGGGCAGAGGCGAUUGAUGCGGCUGCUGAUGUGUACAACGGCUUCGUCUUCUGGUCCAUUCUAACAUCUCUCGGCGUUUUGGUGUGGUACUUCCCACUCUGGCAUAUGGGGAUAUCGGGCUAUGAAGUCUUUGUUAUGGCUUCAGUGUCUCCCUUUCUCCUAUCUAUUCCAGGAUUCCGGUAUUUUGCCAUACGCAAUGUUCGUUUUAUCCACCUCCUCUCUUUAAGCGGCCUUCUUGCCUACCUCAUCCAGCGCCCCGAGUACCGCCUUUUCACGGUUGGGUUUUCAGUAGCUAUGAGCUGCUUAGCCUGGCCAGCAACGUGGUACGGCGAAAGGUCGCAACCUGCACGUCUUGAGUCUCGGGUACUGGCAUGGGGCCUCGGCCUCCUCAUGUCAAGUGUAGCCAAGUUUGGGGCACAGACCAAUAAUCCAAUUUGGCCAAUUAUGCACCCGGGAAACGGCGGGUGGAACAAAACCGCCUUCAUCCUUGCUGUAUUGUCCGUUAUCCGUUCAACCCGAAGAGUUACUACAAGCGGCGACUAUUUCCCUACCACUGGUAAGAAGGGAUCAUCUGUCCUUGCUGCUGCAGGACUGGGCGGGUUGUUCUUUGCCAUGCACUCUCUUCUGUCGGACUCAAGCACUAUGAUUCUCUGGGUCUGGGAAGGGUUUCCUAUUCGAGGACCCAUAGCAGUCCCCCACGGAACUUAUACGAUCAUCGCAAUGGGUGUGGGUUUAAUGUUUGGAGUCUUCUAUCCCCGCCUAUCAGGCUCCUGGACGGCGUUUGGCAUUGGCUCUAUUGGCGCUGCCGUGUUAACCUCGUAUAGCCAUUGGUUCGGCUACUACGGCGGCCUCACACUUGCUGUCUAUCUGAUGUCCGUUUCGCCUGUGCUUAUCACCUCCGCUGUUCACCAUUCUCCCGCCACAUCCUUCGGUCUUGGCUUCCUUAUAUAUAACUUCAUGGUUCUGUUCCAUGUUUGGGUUGUUGCAUAUGCUUUCGUUCCCGGUGGUCCACUUGUGAGAGAGCAUACCGACUGGGUCAUGCUUACCUCAAUGCUCCUCAUUGGUGCUGGUGUAUUCUCUGCCGCCAUUUCGAAUUCCCAGUCCACUACGGUGAGGGGUAAGAGAUCCGUCUCGAGUAAUGGGAAGUCGCGAUCUUAUUACGUGUACAUCCUUGCCCUUCUUCAACUACUGUCGAUCUCAAUAUCAUAUCUUCGAUUCCCGACAAACGAUUAUACGCCCUACCACAAAAAUGAAAAACUGGUCACCGCUGGUAUCUGGACAGUGCAUUUCUCUCUUGACAAUGACAUGUGGUCUUCAGAGAGACGCAUGCGGGAUGCAAUCAAGGAUCUCGAACUUGAUGUUGUCGGUCUUUUAGAAUCAGAUCUCCAGAGAAUUAUCAUGGGUAACCGUGACACUACCCAAUUCCUUGCGGAAGAUCUGGGAAUGUACGUGGACUACGGUCCAGGACCCAAUAAGCACACCUGGGGCUGCGCUCUGCUCUCCAAGUUCCCGAUUCUCAACUCGACACACCACCUCCUCCCAUCUCCAGUUGGCGAGCUCGCACCAGCCAUCCACGCCACUCUAGACAUGUACGGCGAACAUGUGGACAUUGUGGUCUUCCACUCAGGCCAGGAAGAAGAUCCAGAAGACCGUCGGCUGCAGAGUGAGUAUCUGUCGAAGCUCAUGGGAGACUCUCCACGACCUUUGAUUCUACUCAGUUACCUCGUCACGAAGCCCCUUGAAGGUAACUAUAACACAUAUGUUAGCGAGGCGAGUAGGAUGAGAGAUAUUGACCCAAGCGAUUGGGAUCGGUGGUGCGAGUAUAUCCUCUACAAGGGAAUUAAGCGAACGGGCUAUGCGAGAGUGAGCCGGGGAACUAUCACUGAUACGGAAAUACAGGUUGGCAAAUUCCUCGUGGGUCAACCGGAAGAUACAUCUAACGUCCGCGUUUCCGAAGAUCAUGUACCUGCCGGACUGCGAUUCCCGGCUCUCUUCCGGGGCCAAGGCGUCCGUGGCCACAGGUACCAUGUGUUUGAUGAGCCGCGCUAUUUCGUUUGAAGAAUGUUGUAUUAUUUUUCUUUCCAUUUCUAUGUCUAUAUACCUCCCGUUCUCUCUUUUUCCCCAUUUCUCUAUAUUUUGUCAUUCGUCCUGUUAUGUAUUUAUUAAUCUUCUUAUGAUCGUUUACUUCUCCCUUACUUCUCCGAUUAUUUGGUUUAUA
Messenger RNA from Histoplasma capsulatum G186AR, 3010 nucleotides. RefSeq names its product calcofluor white hypersensitive protein. Gene Ontology annotation, cellular component: endoplasmic reticulum. The record is from RefSeq and is a predicted model, not a curated record. The transcript is spliced from 8 exons. Gene Ontology annotation, biological process: GPI anchor biosynthetic process; fungal-type cell wall organization. Bases 1 to 2850 code for a protein of 949 amino acids. Lineage: Eukaryota; Fungi; Ascomycota; Eurotiomycetes; Onygenales; Ajellomycetaceae.